This is a messenger RNA of Chrysoperla carnea, 2151 nucleotides long. RefSeq names its product trifunctional nucleotide phosphoesterase protein YfkN. The transcript has 8 exons. Bases 1 to 2013 code for a protein of 670 amino acids. The record is from RefSeq and is a predicted model, not a curated record. Gene Ontology annotation, biological process: nucleotide catabolic process. Gene Ontology annotation, molecular function: hydrolase activity. Lineage: Eukaryota; Metazoa; Arthropoda; Insecta; Neuroptera; Chrysopidae.
AUGGCUAGUUUUGCGGCACAAGCUGCUCUACGUAGCAAAUGGAGUUCACUAGUGGAGGAACAUACAAUUGACGUACCAGUCGAAGUCAGCAAUAAAGUGACUUCGGUUGUGGGAUGGUUAAAACAGGCCUCGUUGGAAGUACGUGCAGCUGGUAGAAGGGCUGUGAAUUCAUUAGCAAUGACUAGUGGUACGGAUUCUUUAGCAGAUAAUUUUGAUGGAACUAAAUCAAAUCACUUAGUUGUUUUACAUUUUAACGAUGUGUAUAAUGUGGAAGCAAGACCUGCACCCGAACCCGUUGGAGGUGCUACAAGAUUUUCAACGGCUAUUAAAAGUUUCCAACAGUUAAAUCCAUUAAUUUUAUUCAGUGGUGAUGCAUUUUCCCCAAGCAUGUUAAGUACAUUUACGAAAGGAGAGCAAAUGGUCCCAGUAUUAAAUGAACUAGGAACACAUUGUGCCGUGUUUGGCAACCAUGAUUUUGAUCAUGGACUUGAAGUAUUAUCACAGUGGGUAGCUCAAACAAAUUUUCCGUGGCUAAUGUCGAAUGUGGUUGACAAUGAAACUGGUCGUCCAUUAGGCGAAGGCAAAAUCACAAGUGUUAUAGAUUGGGCAGGUCGGCGAAUUGGUCUACUUGGUUUAGUUGAAAAAGAAUGGCUUGAUACACUGACAACAAUCAAUCCUGAAGAAGUGACUUUCCUUGAUUUUGUUGAAGCUGGACAAAAAUUAGGGGCACAAUUAAAACAAGAAGGUUGUGAUUUUGUGAUUGCAUUGACGCAUAUGCGUACACCCAAUGAUAUUCGAUUAGCCGAAAACUGUGAGGAUAUUGAUAUUAUAUUAGGCGGACAUGAUCAUGUUUAUGAAAUAAAAAAUAUAAAUAAUAAGUAUAUUAUUAAAAGUGGUACGGAUUUCCGACAAUUUUCAAAAAUCACUAUUAGUUUUGAAGCAAACACGUUCGAUGUAAAAAUUGAUGAAAUUAAUGUUACAUCUGAAUACGAAGAAGAUUUAAUUUUAAAAGAAAAAUUAGAAAAAUUUACAUCUUUAAUUGAAGGCAAAAUGGAUGAAGUGUUAGGAUGUUUUUCUGUACCAUUAGAUGGAAGAUUUACAUCUGUUCGAACAUCUGAAUCAAAUCUAGGAAAUUGGGUUUGUGAUGUUGUAUUAUCAGCAACUGGGGCAGAUUUAGUUUUAAUAAAUUCAGGAACAUUCCGUUCAGACCAAGUACAUCCGGCUGGUGAUUUUACAAUGCGUGAUCUGGUGAACGUAAUACCAAUGCGUGAUCCAUUAGUUGUGUUACAAGUUACUGGCGAACAAGUACUACAAGCAUUAGAAAAUGGUGUAUAUAUGUAUCCAAAAUUAGAAGGGCGUUUUCCACAAGUAGCUGGUAUUAGUUUUGCAUUUGAUCCAAGAAAGCCACCUGGACAACGUGUUGAUCCUUAUUUAGUACGAAUAGGAGAUGAGUAUCUUAUUCGAGAUCAAACUUACCGUUUAGCUACAAAAAGUUACAUGCAUUCUGGUUGUGAUGGUUAUGUGAUGUUGAAAAAUUGUAAAAUUUUGGUUGACGAAGAUGAAUGCCCUGAAUUAGGAUUAGCAAUACAGAAUCAUUUUCAAGCAAUCAAUGUACGUAUGGGUAAAACAAAGAAACCAUCAAAACAUCGACAAUCGUUGGUGACAUUAUCAAGAAGGCAUAGUCUUGUAAAAAUGCUGGAUAUUAAUUCAAUGGAAUUUGAUGGACCGCCUCCGGUACGCCGUGCAUCAGUGAAUGAAUCAUCAUCAAUGCAUACAAAUGGUAUUGCACCCACACCGUUAACAUCAACAUCACAUAAAUUGUCAAGGCGAGCAUCAUUAGAUGAUUUAGAACAGCAAAGUUGUCAAUUAACACCACGUACAGAUCAACGGAUAUUAAUUAUUAAUAGUGAAGAGAAACGACAAGAAUAUGUAUUGCAAAGACAACGUUUAGAAGCAGAUUCUGUUAUUCCUGAAGUUGACGAUGAAACAUCCCCUCAAGACAAUUACAAAUAAUAAAUAAACUUUUAAAAAAUUUCAAAAUACAUUAACUUUUAUUUGAAAUUUUUAUUUAUGAAUGCCGAUAUUUAUUUGUUUUUGAUGAAUUAAAAACGAUACAAAUAGAUUGGGGAAAGUUAUAUACCGAAGAUUUUA